AUGAAUACUUGCGUGAAUCGCGCGAAUAGCACCGGCGUCAAUCCACCAACAUCAUUCGUGCUCGCUAUGCCAGUGAAAGCAAAGACAAGUGAGCGCAAAACUGGGCAUUGGCAUAACCGAAACCUGCCGGUCAGCGGUUUCAGGAAGCUGGGCAGGUCGAAGAAAAGGCUGCUUAGGGGCCUCGUGGUCCUGAUCAUACCAAAAGUAAUGCCUGUUAACAUUCCAAACAUAUUUCCCGGUCAAUCUUAUGUCUCGGUUACGAAGUUUCCUACGACGAAUGACUCCACGAGCACGAAUGAUAUUGGCGAUUUGACGGCCGGUGCUAUUCGCGCGAUCUACGCAAGUAUCUAUUCUUCCAUGCAAGCUGUCAGCUCACCUGAUAGGCUCCUCCAGGAAUGGCCUGCUCCUGACCAGCACUUCUAA
This is a messenger RNA of Suillus subalutaceus, 423 nucleotides long. RefSeq lists its product as uncharacterized. The record is from RefSeq and is a predicted model, not a curated record. The coding region runs from base 1 to 423 and encodes 140 amino acids. NCBI's taxonomy places the organism in Eukaryota, Fungi, Basidiomycota, Agaricomycetes, Boletales, Suillaceae. The transcript has 5 exons.